UCUAGGGCAAUGUGACACUGGGUAGGGAUGUACUAUUGUCGUUCCUGAUAUGGGUUAAUGAAGCGUCGACCGUGCACUUCCAUGGUGAAGCAUUCAGUCACUAACAUGGGGUGUGGACACUCCAAAGACCAUCCGAAAAAUGUGGAUCUUGUCAAGCUAAGAAAGAAGUAUGACACGGAACCUAUCAAGAAAGCCAAACUCCUCAAUAUAUGGACCAUCGGUGGAAAUAGUCAAAAGACUUUGGCAUUGGCUAAAUUGAUAUCAGAAAAACUGGAAUUUCUUCUGGUCACUGAGGAUUCUCUCUUACAGACGGAGAUGGACGCCGAGUCGGAAAGGGGAAAGAUCAUCAAGGAAGUUGUGGAAGACAAAAGCAACAUCUGUCCCAGUGUAAUCCUUGAUCUGGUCGCUGAAUUUGUGUUGGAAAAUUUAGAAGGGGUGAAAGGGAUCGUUUUCCAUGGGAUACCGAGAGACAGAGAACAAGCCUGGCAACUUCAAAGACUAAUCGGCCCAGUCAGUUUGGUCGUGUUUUGUGAGCUGACAGGUGAAGAGUUGAUGACGGCACUGGCUGAAGAAGGCGACGAACCGUCUGUCGUCAAGACGAAAGUCGACAAUUUUCAAAAAUGCGUCCUUCAAUUUGCCAAGCACAAAACAAUUAUGAAGGUGGACGGAACAUCAGAGCCGGAAAAUGUAAUAGAAGAGAUCGUCGAAAAAGUCCAUAGCAUUGCAAAAUGAAGAUUACUGUAUCAUCA
Molecule: messenger RNA, 749 nt
Organism: Cimex lectularius (bed bug)
Lineage: Eukaryota; Metazoa; Arthropoda; Insecta; Hemiptera; Cimicidae
Product: adenylate kinase 8-like
Exons: 6
Coding region: 58-732 (224 amino acids)
Biological process (GO): nucleobase-containing compound metabolic process
Cellular component (GO): cytoplasm
Molecular function (GO): ATP binding; AMP kinase activity
Source: RefSeq, a predicted model, not a curated record